Messenger RNA from Vanessa tameamea, 1791 nucleotides. RefSeq lists its product as uncharacterized. NCBI's taxonomy places the organism in Eukaryota, Metazoa, Arthropoda, Insecta, Lepidoptera, Nymphalidae. The record is from RefSeq and is a predicted model, not a curated record. Gene Ontology annotation, molecular function: nucleic acid binding; zinc ion binding. The coding region runs from base 1 to 1791 and encodes 596 amino acids. The transcript has a single exon.
AUGGAUUCGGAGAUGGAGACCGCUUCGGAGGCCUCUGUCGAAAAACUUCGACCGCUGGAGACGGACGACUCCGACUCCGGAAACGAGGGAGUAAAGACGGCGAGACCCGCUGCCAACCGCCGCGGCAAAAAUAACGGUAACGGCCUCACCCGGGCUAGGGCCGAAUUAAAGGAAAAAGAAGAGGAGGAACGGGAAGUUGCCUUCGAGAGGGCGCUCCGUAGCCGUGCCUUUAAAAAGGUAACAACCGAAGAGAAGGACGCAGUAGUGCCGUCAACGUCGGUAACAAAAAACAUGGCGGACCCGGCGACGCUCGGAGCGGAGGAACUCCACGCGGAGGCGGAGCGCAACGUAGCCGCUAUCCUCACGGUUGCCAAAAAAUCGGGCAACCUCAAGGGCGGCUACAUUAAAAGCCUGAAGGAAUCGGCUGCCGCCCUACAGGCUAUAGUCGAGGUCCUCUCUUCUCGCACUGAGGCGGAAGAGACACGGCGUCUGCAGGCGGACAAUAGCCGCCUGCGCCGGGAGGUCGAAAACCUCAAAGAGGACCUGAAGGCCCACAGGAGGGAGUUCGCCGACAUGAGGGCGACCAUGACGGCUUCGAGUGGGCCUUCUGCGGCCACUCCAUCCACCGUUGCUAUGAUUGAUGAACUGAGAGAGUUCAUCACGAUCUCGAUCGGUGCGAUGCUGGACGCCAGACUCCCUCCCCCGAGAUUAAGCAGUCCACCAGCUACAACCGUAGAGCUGGACGCACCGAGGCCUUCGACGCCACCCACGGCUUCUGCUCCCAAAAAGCAGAAGCAGUCCAAAAACAAUAGGACAACUCCGGCUGCAACGGUCCCACCGGCAGCUAGGACGCCCGUCCCUUCAGCUCAGACUGGUGCGGGGCAGGAGGAAAGUUGGGCCACUGUUGUCCGGAAAGGGAAAAAGGAUAAGAAACCUUCCCCACCAGUGGCAAGCAAGCUCACAACCACCCCGGCGGUAACAUCAAAAAAGGGCAAAAUAUCCAUGCCCCGCACCGCUGCCGUCAUCAUCUCUCUGCAGCCUGAGGCAGAAGAGAAGGGAGUGACGUACGCCCAGGUGCUAGAGAAGGCCGAGCAGAGCGUCGAUCUGGCGCAGCUGGGCAUAGGGGAGGGCAUCAAGAUCCGCCGCGCUGCCACCGGUGCUAGGGUCCUAGAGUUGCCCAAGUCGCAGAGUCAGGAGCAGGCUGGGCGACUGGUCGCCAACGUCGUCCUACCCGUGAGGAUGACCGAAUUGAGGAUCACGGGGCUGGACGACUCCGUCACAAAGACCAAGUUGGCCGCAGCCAUCGCCAGAGUUGGCAAUUGCCCCGUUGACUCUGUCCGGGUCGGGGCUGUCGGCACAGGUCCUGCGGGAGUGGGCAUGGCUACAGUGAGGUGCCCAACGGCGGCGGCUAAGACCCUGGCCAACAGCGGCAGGUUUCUAGUGGGAUGGAGCUCUGCUAGGGUCAGGGUACUGGAGCAGCAACCUCUUCGCUGUUUCCGGUGCUUUGGCCUCGGGCACACGAGAGCCCUCUGCCCGUCAAAAGUUGACAGGAGCUCGCUGUGCUACAGGUGCGGAGGUGCGGGACACCUGGCACCGUCGUGCUCUGCAACAGCCCACUGCGCAGUCUGUGCAGAGGCUGGGAGGCCCUCAGGGCACUCGAUGGGCGGAAGGGACUGCAACCCUCCCCACACGAAAGGCAAGGCGGUCCAAGGAACCAGGACCGCCCCAAGCGAAUGUAGCCGUCAGGCCUCGGAGGAAGCUCAACGAACCAAAAAAUGCACGGACAACUGA